AAAAAUGAGAUGAGAACAUCCAUGGAUUACAUUUCCGUACUUGUUCUUUGCUUCUCUUUAUUGCUGAUUCUAGAAACAGCUACGGCCAUUGACACCAUAAACACAACUCAGUCCAUUAGAGAUGGCCAGACCCUAAUUUCAGCUGAUGGAACCUAUGUGUUAGGAUUUUUCAAGCCUGGCAAAUCCAAAAGUAGAUACUUGGGGAUAUGGUUUGGCAAAAUAUCUGUCGUGACUGCGGUCUGGGUUGCCAACAGAGAAACACCCCUUAAUGAUUCAUCAGGCGUUUUAAGGCUUACCAACAAAGGAAGUCUUGUCCUUCUCAAUAGCAGUGGGAGCAUACUUUGGUCUUCCAACACAUCGAGAUCACCUGCGAGGAAUCCAGUUGCACAACUUCUUGAUUCAGGAAAUCUUGUUGUGAAAGAGGAGGGUGAUGAUAUCCUGGAAAAUUCUUUGUGGCAGAGUUUCGAACAUCCAACUGAUACAUUAUUGCCUGAAAUGAAGCAGGGAUGGAACAAAAUAACAGGAAUGGACUGGUCAUUGACAUCAUGGAAGUCAUCUGAUGAUCCUGCCAAAGGCCAUUUUAUAGAUAUGCUUUCUCCUGAUGGGUAUCCGGAGAUACAAGUGAUCGAGGAUUCAAAAGUGAAAUAUCGGUCUGGACCAUGGAAUGGUCUCCGGUUUAGUGGCUCAAAUCAAUUAAAACAGAAUCCCAGGUACACAUUCGAAUUUGUUUAUAAUGAGAAUGAGACAUUUUACAGAUAUCAUCUUGUCAACAACUCAAUGCUUUGGAGGCUUGUGAUCAGUCCAGAAGGCGAUCUCCAGCGCUUCACAUGGAUUGAUCAAACACAAAGUUGGUUGCUUUUUAGCACAGCAAAUACUGAUAAUUGUGAACGUUAUGCCCUAUGUGGUGCAAAUGGUAUCUGCAGUAUUCAAAACUCUCCAAUGUGUGAUUGCUUGCAUGGAUUUGUACCCAAAAUUCGAAGUGAUUGGGAAGCCACUGAUUGGUCUAGUGGUUGUGUUAGAAGAACUCCAGUAAAUUGUUCUGUAGAUGGGUUUCAAAAGGUCUCUGGGGUGAAGUUACCUCAGACGAACACAUCAUGGUUUAACAAGAGCAUGAAUCUCGAGGAAUGCAAGCACAUGUGCUUGAAGAACUGCAGCUGUACAGCAUAUUCAAACUUGGACAUCAGGGAUGGAGGAAGUGGUUGCUUGCUCUGGUUUGGCGACCUUGUUGAUACUAGAGUAUUUAGUCAAAAUGAACAGGAUAUUUAUAUAAGGAUGGCUGCUUCAGAACUAGGUAAUGGUGAUGGCGCAAAGGUUAAUGAUAAAUCGAACACGAAGAAAAUGAUCAUACUAAGCUCUGUGUUAUCUACCGGAACUCUUCUCCUUUGCCUAGCCAUGGUCUUGUAUAUUCGAAAUAGAAAGCAACGGAGAAACAGAAAAGUAAGUGGUGGUUUUGAGAGAAAUUCUAAUAGCAACCUCAGGAAAGAAAACCUGGAUUUACCGUUGUUUGAUUUGUAUACCUUGGCUGGUGCCACAAUGGACUUCUCAGAAGACAGUAAACUGGGAGAAGGGGGAUUUGGACCUGUUUAUAAGGGAACAUUGAAAGAUGGACGAGAAAUAGCCGUGAAGAGGCUCUCUAAGUUUUCGAGACAAGGGCUUGAUGAGUUUACCAAUGAAGUCAAGCACAUUGUGGAACUUCAGCACCGAAAUUUAGUGAAGCUUCUAGGAUGCUGCAUUGAGAGAGAUGAGAAAAUGCUGGUCUAUGAGUUCUUGUCUAACAAAAGCUUGGACUUCUUUAUUUUCGAUGAAACACACAGAUUGCAACUAGACUGGCCUAAGCGCUACAAUGUUAUCAAAGGGAUUGCUCGUGGACUCCUUUAUCUUCACCAAGAUUCAAGGCUAAGAGUAAUCCAUAGAGAUCUGAAAGCUAGCAAUGUAUUAUUAGAUCAUGAAAUGAAUCCAAAAAUUUCAGACUUUGGCCUGGCUAGAAGUUUUGGAGGAAACGAAACCGAAGCCAAUACAAACAAAGUGAUGGGAACAUAUGGCUACAUAUCCCCGGAGUAUGCAUUUGAUGGUCUCUACUCGACAAAAUCAGACGUCUUCAGCUUUGGUGUGUUGGUGCUAGAGAUAGUGAGCGGGAACAGAAACAGAGGAUUUUCUCAUCCAGACCACCAACUCAACCUUCUCGGGCACGCCUGGAGACUAUUCUUAGAAGGCAAGCCUUUGGAACUAGUUUCGGAAUCAAUAAUUGAAUCAUGCAAUUUAUUUGAAGUGCUACGUUCGAUUCACAUGGGUCUGUUGUGCGUUCAAGAAAAUCCAGUAGAUAGGCCGAGCAUGUCGUAUGUCGUUUUGAUGCUGGAAAACGAAGAUGCAUUGCCUCAGCCUAAACAACCUGGCUUUUUUACAGAAAGGGAUCUGAUGGAAGUGACUUAUUCAUCAACCCAGAGCAAACCAUAUUCAGCUAAUGACUGCUCUAUUUCAUUGUUAGAGGCAAGAUAGAUUACAUUUUGUGCUUGAUACGUUUCGAUGUUGUGCUCCACAGGUACUCCUAGUUACUCUAGCUGCUUCAGAAUUUUUUUUUUAUGUUUCUGUACCAGGGCAACUAUAUAUACUUAAUCAAUGUACGUGUUUUUUUGAACUGAUAACUUGAUUCACAGGUAAAGUAAAAGUAACGUCUUUUUGCAGGACCUGACUCUCUUUGUAGGACCUGACUAAUUGGAUUUCAACAUUAAUAUUCUAUUAAACCUUUAAUA
Molecule: messenger RNA, 2750 nt
Organism: Populus nigra (black poplar)
Lineage: Eukaryota; Viridiplantae; Streptophyta; Magnoliopsida; Malpighiales; Salicaceae
Product: G-type lectin S-receptor-like serine/threonine-protein kinase At4g27290
Exons: 7
Coding region: 10-2496 (828 amino acids)
Biological process (GO): recognition of pollen; protein phosphorylation
Molecular function (GO): protein serine/threonine kinase activity; ATP binding
Source: RefSeq, a predicted model, not a curated record